Aspergillus heteromorphus CBS 117.55 is the source of this 804-nucleotide messenger RNA. RefSeq lists its product as uncharacterized. The transcript has a single exon. The record is from RefSeq and is a predicted model, not a curated record. Lineage: Eukaryota; Fungi; Ascomycota; Eurotiomycetes; Eurotiales; Aspergillaceae. The coding region runs from base 40 to 804 and encodes 254 amino acids.
CUUCAAUCAACCAACCAACCCACAGGACCACCAACCACCAUGGCAUCCAUCUUCCUCCUCACCACCACCCUCCUCUCCAGUGCCCUCGCCUCAGUAGUCACCAUCACCAGCACAGAAACCGUCACCGACGAACAAACAUCCACCGUCAUCACCACAACAACAUUAUACCCAACAGCAUCCACCGUCGCCGUCUCGAACAUAACCUCCGAAAACCAGCUCGGCCUCCUCGACUUCACCACCAACACCAGCGCCGCCAACUACCCGGACUACGCCGGCAGCGUCGUCGCGGCCAACUCCCUCGCCACUACCAUCAUUGCCGAGUGCACUGUCUCGACAUGCGACUUUGCCGACCGCUUCACAAUCAUCGAUGGCCCGUCGACGUUCUCCUUGGCCGUGAAUGAAACCGACGCCUCGAUGUCAGCGACCCUUACGUUCGAUUGCCAGAUUACGGGUGCGCGUGCAGCGGAGACCGCGGUCUGCACAAUGUCGCAGAACGCGGAGUAUCCUGAUGGCCAGUGGGGGAUCGUGGCUGAUUAUAAUACUACUGUGACGGUGACGGGUACGAAUAUCGCUUAUAGCACUAUGCUUAUUACCGCGGGCGCGGAGAAAUUGAGUCUGACGGGGUCGGGGGCGGCCACGGCCGGGACGGGGAGUCGGAGUGCGACGGGAUCCGUCGCUACGGCUACGGCUUCGGCUUCGGCGACGGCUACUUCGGGGGCAGCUGCGGGGAUGAGGGGUCUGAAUGGGGUGGUGGGGAUUGUUGUGGCUGCUUUGGGGGCUAUACUGGUUGGGAUGCUAUGGUAA